CCCAGCGCGGCGGUGGCGACGCGGAGCCGGGGCGAGCGGAGCCGCGGGUAAAGGGAGCUGAGCCGCACCCGCGCGUCAGGCCCGGCCGCAGAUUCCGUAGACUCUCAGCUUGGCAAUCUGAAAAAUGCAUUAUCUUAUGCUGCUGUUGAAGUGAGAACAGUCCAGGAGAGUUGGAAAACAAGAACUAAAUCUGGUCUAAUUCUGAAUGUAAAGAAACAGUCCUGAAUUUCUUCAGAGGUUUGACAGAUACAGUAAUGAAGAUUUUCAAUGGCUUAACAGAUACUGUGAUUUACAUUUUCAAUGAAUAGCUGUUCAUGAGCAGUUAAUCAUCUCAUUGUCAUCUGGGAAGCUGUGAACACAGUUAACUUCUGUGUCAGGAUUGCACUGUAAGUGAAAUGUGUGUGUGGAAGGGGCAACACCAGACCUGCAUCAUCUUGAAGCUAGCAAGGCUGGAGAAGUGACCAAAACCAUCCUCUCAUGGAGCAGCUUGCUACUUAGUUAAGGUGAAUGAAUGCUAAGGCUUAAUGAGGGUGUGAAAUCUCUACUCUAAAUCAUAUAAAAAAAUCCUUGCUCCUCCCUUAAUGCUUUCCCUCCUACCAUUCCAAGGCAGUUAGUGCUGCUGCCACCAGGACAAACAGCAGCCCUUUGUUAGCCCUUGCCUGGGGCACCCCUUGUCCUCACUACUGCUGCUCUCUUGCCAUCUGGGAAUCCCAAAGACCCUGAAAGGAGCCUUUUGCUGCCUAGUCUCCAAGGUUAUCUGGUUCAGUAAAUCUGUAUUACCUCCAGUACACAUCAAGCUAACCUGUAGCUUCAGUCCUCCCAGCAUUUACUUUCCUGUGGGGAUGGGAACAUCCAGUCUGUACCACAGAGCUUGUAGGCUUCUUAUUCGAGGUUUGGUUACUUCUCCAAGGAUCCAAAUCUGUGACUUUAUUAACACCAAAAUUAUAUGUGCUAGAAACUUUGUCUUGGCAUUGAAAUGGCACUACAAGUACUAUAGCACAAGAAGUCUGAAAGGGCCCUGCUUGAGCUGCAGUGCAUGACUGCCUGCUUCGAAAGCUUGUGGAAUGUUUGAAAUAUGAUCCAGACAGUGACUUGGACCACCUUCCAGCUGCCUUCACCAGUCUGAGCAAGGGUAUUGAAAUGGCAAGCAAACCUCAGAGGAUAAAACUGUGAAUGGCAUGCUUUGAGCCAAGUGCUGAAGGGUGUCUUUGGUCCCUCAUCUGACUGCUGUGAGAGUCAUGUGUCUGCGCCGUGGGACCUGGCGAGACACCCUGGGUGCUUCCCAGGAAAGACUGACUGGCUUCAAGAAAUCUUGAUGGUUAAAAUGGAGAGCAAAAAUCAUGUACAGCAGCUGAGUACUGAGGCAAGAUAGAGGUCAGUUGUCCAGGAGACACAUUUUUGUAUUGAGUGUAGAAAACACCAAAGUUUUCCUUUGUUUAGAACCAUGGCUGCAACUAGCACAUGCAGGUGGUUGAAUGCUGUUGGAGUCUCCAUCUGUUUAGACGUGCUGGAAGAUUGCUGCUUCUAGUGGAUGGUGGGCAUGCUGUCAGCCAGUCUGAGGGAGAAACUGUCACUGGAAAUAGCAGCAGUGAAGGAGAAUGCACAUCCAACUGCCCAGGAAGACAAAGUUCUGCUGUGAGUGCCACAAAGGGAAGUAUUCACAAGGCAGUUACUGGAGGACAGAAGUUAAAAGGGACAAGUUACAAGUGACUGGUUGAAUGACCAGAUUGACAAUUGGAGAAAAGUUGAAAACUUCAGUGUGCCAGCUGUGAAGGCUUUUGCUUCCCAGAACCUAUGGAAACUUUUCUAACACUAUGAACUGUAUUAAACAUUAUCUUAACUCCUGAUUUCAUGAUAUAUGCAUUUAUUAUUUAAUGAAGAUUCCUUCUCAUUAGGGUGUUUUAUUAAACUUGUUCACAUUGAUACAUGGAGACUGUUAAAUACUUUCACUUCCAAAGGGGAAAAAAGCUUGGGAUGGGAACAGAAGGAUGUUAGAAACCAAUACAGAAAUCUGUCUGAAAAGAAGACUCUUCAGCUGGCAUGGCUGUGGAAGAAGAGUUUAAAUACUUUAGGCUUUUCAGCUUUACCACACUAUUUAAUGAAUUCCAGAUAGCUAUUUUGACUUCCUAUGGAUGAUAUCAAUUACACUUGAAAGAAAACACAAGGAGAAGCUGAGAGAUAACAUAAAUCUUUGUAGACAGCUUGGCUGCAAGCAGUUAAACUGAAAUAAACUUCUGCCUGCUGGCUGCAGUGCUGCUUUGAGGUUUCUGCGUGACGCUCUGCAGACUAAAUCAUGCCGGCGUUAUCAGCUGGAUCUGGAAGUGACACAGGUCUGUACGAGCUGCUGGCUGCAUUGCCAGCCCAGCUGCAGCCACAUGUGGACAGCCAGGAAGACCUGACCUUCCUCUGGGAUAUGUUUGGUGAAAAAAGCCUUCAUUCACUGGUGAAGAUUCAUGAAAAACUGCAUUAUUAUGAAAAACAGAACCCGAUGCCCAUACUCCAUGGUGCAGCAGCCUUGGCAGAUGAUCUGGCUGAGGAGCUGCAGAGCAAACCACUGAGCAGCGAGAUCAGAGAGCUGUUGAAACUCCUUGCAAAACCCAAUCUCAAGGCUUUGCUGUCUGUACAUGAUACUGUUGCUCAGAAGAACUAUGAUCCUGUCUUGCCCCCCAUGCCUGAUGAUAUUGAUGAAGAAGAAGAUUCAGUUAAAAUAAUCAGGCUCGUCAAAAACAGGGAACCAUUGGGAGCUACUAUUAAAAGGGAUGAACAUACUGGUGCAAUUGUAGUGGCCAGGAUAAUGCGUGGAGGAGCUGCAGAUAGAAGUGGGCUUAUUCAUGUUGGUGAUGAACUGAGGGAAGUCAAUGGGAUUCCCGUAGAUGAUAAAAAGCCUGAAGAAAUAAUACACAUUUUGGCUCAGUCUCAAGGAGCCAUUACAUUUAAAAUUAUACCCAGUGUGAAGGAAGAGAUGCCAGUGAAGGAAGGCAAGAUGUUUAUCAGAGCCUUAUUUGACUAUGAUCCUAAUGAAGAUAAAGCAAUUCCUUGUAAAGAAGCUGGACUUGCUUUCAGAAAAGGAGAUAUCCUCCAGAUCAUGAGCCAGGAUGAUGCAACCUGGUGGCAAGCCAAACAUGAAGGUGAUGCCAAUCCCAGAGCAGGCUUGAUCCCUUCAAAGCAUUUCCAGGAGAGGAGAUUUGCAUUAAGAAGACCAGAAGUGCAGGUUCAGCCACUGAAAAUUUCCAACAGAAAAUCAUCUGGUUUUAGAAGAAGUUUUCGUCUUAGCAGAAAAGAUAAAAAAACAAACAAGUCCAUGUAUGAGUGCAAGAAGAGUGAUCAGUAUGAUACAGCAGAUAUCCCAACCUAUGAAGAAGUUGCAAAGUAUAGACGACAACCUAAUGACAAAUACAGGCUUGUUGUUUUGGUUGGUCCUGUAGGGGUUGGACUGAAUGAACUUAAACGGAAAUUGCUAAUCAGUGACACCCAGCACUACGGGGUAACAGUGCCACACACUACCCGUCCAAGGAGAAGCCAAGAAAGUGAUGGUGUCGAAUACAUUUUCAUUUCCAAGCACUUGUUUGAGACAGAUGUGCAGAAUAACAAGUUUAUCGAGUAUGGCGAGUAUAAGAACAACUACUAUGGUACAAGUUUAGACUCUGUUCGAUCAGUUCUAGCUAAAAACAAAGUUUGUUUGUUGGAUGUACAACCUCAUACAGUGAAACACUUACGGACAUAUGAGUUUAAACCAUUUGUUAUAUUUAUAAAACCUCCAUCACUUGACCGUUUGAGGGAAACCAGAAAAAAUGCCAAGAUUAUUUCAAGUAAAGAUGAUAAGGGAACUGCAAAACCCUUCACAGAAGAAGAUUUUCAUGAAAUGAUUAAAUCUGCCCAUGUGAUGGAGAGCCAGUAUGGCCACCUUUUUGACAAGGUGAUAGUCAACGAUGACCUCGCUACAGCUUACAGUGAGCUUAAAACAACUUUCGACAGGUUGGAGACCGAGACCUUCUGGGUUCCUGUCAGCUGGCUACACUCAUAGUAACAUUUUAAUUAGACAAAACCUCUGCUGUUGUAUCAGCAACCUUGGGCAUGGUUAUGCUUUACUUGAUGGCCAUUUUCUUGGGAGGAGGGCUUUUAACUCUACUGAGCAGCAGGUAUACUCUUCAUGCACUUGGAACUGGUCUUGUUUUCUCAUGUCUUCAAUUCUGCUGCCCACAGUUUGGGGCAGAACAGUCCAAUUAAACCAGAGAUUUACUGUGAUCUGUAAAGUGAGCUAAUACUAGUACAGCAAAACUGCCAAACACCUCUUUAUUUCAUCUGUGUGUUUCCAAGGUGAGUGUUUUUAACACAGAGUUCACAGAAGAUACAAAUUGAUGCUGUAGAUCAGCACUUCAGUGGUUUAAACGUAACUGUUCCCAUAAAUGAGCACAUCAGCACUUGGAAGUUAUUGCCCUUUAAAGUGCUGGAGAGAACUGAAACAGGCAAAAAUGACCAACAUUUUUUAUGAGGAAGACACCAUAGUUUUAAUUAUGUAUCAAUGUGUUUUUACUUUUCUAGAUGUGAACCUUGUCUUACAUGUACAGAUUGAUUUAAGUAUUUCUUUGCAAUUACAUAAUCAUGGAAAGAAAGUGGCUUAAUAGUGACACUCAGCUGUGAGCAUGCAUGGAUUGAAAAUACUUUUCACGCAUGCUCUGUGGCACAACAAAGAAAAGUCAUGGGAAUAAUUAUUUAAAUAGGAAAAAAUGUGAGUUAGUGUGUAUAUAACUUCAAAGUCUUUGGGAUUAAACUACUGUAAAAUCAGUGGCAAAGGGAUAUGAAUAGCAACAAAGUAGAGAAUAAUUUUUUCCCCCCUUUAAAUUGAUUUUAAGUAUUUUUGGCACACUUUAGAACAAUUUUCCCAUCUGAAAUUUUCAAAGAGUGAGGAAACCUUGGACAUGUGAGAAGCAGUUGAAAGAGAUUAAUUCUUUUUAUUGUUGAGUAUGUAGUGAUACUUUUUAGUAGUGUAACAUGUAUUUUGUCACCACUCACAAAUAAAUUAAUGCUGUGGAGUUCACCGUAAAAAACAUCCUUGUCACUGGUCAGGCAUUUGGAAACCCCGCUGUAAGAUUUGAUGUGUCAGUGUAAGCAAAUGUAUAUUAGAGGAUGUAUUUUUAAUAUAAAUAAUUUGGUAUUUUUCUUUACUUACUACUGAUAUGCAGGAAAUAAGUACAGGUGUAAAGACCAAGUAACACCUGUGUGUUGUGUUGUGAAUAUGUCUUGUAAGUACAGAAUGUGUGUAGGAAGUUGCUGACUUCAGAUCAUCCCAUCUGUGGCAUUCAAACAGGAAACCAUUAUUUCAUGUUAAUCUGUAAAGAGAAUAUAGCUCUCUUGUUUAAAGAAAAAAGAAUUUAGUGACACUUUACAUAUUUAUGAAAGGGUUGAAAAGGGAUGUUAAGUUUUUAAAUUUCUUGUCAAUGUGAUCAUUUAUUAAAGAGAUUACUAAGUCUGUAAUUGGAAACGGUCUCUGUAAAUGGAGCUCAACAUUCCAUGUAAAUAUUUUAUUUCAGUUCAUAUGCUGAUAAAGCCAUGAGGUUUUGUAGUUUUAUUCUAAAUGUGUAUUUAAUGUGUGGGCCAUUUAGCUUAGAGUCUUAUAAAACAAGUGAAAUGCAAGAAACAACAGCAAAAUCCCUGGGAGUCUGGAAAUGUUUAUGCAAGAGUUACAGAUGUACUGAGUCCCAGUAUGGAUACAUGCUCUGCUUGAACAGCUCUACUGUAACUUCUGUCAAAUUUCACCAUUUUCCUGGUGGACUUAAACUUUUUUUGUAACAUAAAUAGGAAAUUUUUGAUUAACUUAAUUGCAUAUAGAUUAUCUGAGUUGAGAAAACAUUUUCUAUUUUUUUUUUUUAAUUACUGAUUUUUUAAAUUACCGGAAAUCAAACUUUUUCAGGGGAUAUGGAAUUCAGCGGGUCAGUUUGCCUUUGCCUGUGAGAUGCCAAGUGUCUUCACCAUAUCUUGAAAUGGAGAGGACACUCGGCAUCUCCCAAGAUCUGGUCAAUUCCAACAGGAGGGGCUUUAGUCCUCACUAAAACAUUAUUAACAUUACUUCUAACCUGGGCUGUCUUGGAACACUGGGGUACAGUCACACUUGCAUAAGGGACCUGCUUUUCUCUUUGUGAAGUAGAUGCUAGAAUAAUCUGCAGACUCCCUGGUAGAGACAGUUCUGGCUGUCCUGCAGGCUGUUUUUCCUGUCUUUUUGAAAUUAAUUUAGUUCCCAUUCCUGGGUCGGUGUGGUCUGGGAGGCUCUUGUGCACAGCUCUGCUGUCCUGGGCAGAGGUAAGCAGCGUGGUGCUCUGCUGCAUUCCCAGAGACACUGACCCUCUGAUCCACGGCACAUCCUGGCAGGAGUCUCCCAGACCGAUGGCUGCCUGCCCCGUCCCUGAGCCAGGAGCUAAUUCCUGAAUAGUAACACCUGCAUAGGAAAGGGAAUCUCAGAAAUAUAGUUCCAACCAACAGAGUAAAAUGUGCACAGUCUCUGAAGAGUUAGAAAUGGUUUUAAUUACAUUACUAAAUUGCUCUCUAAAAGUCAACAUUAUUGCAUUAUUUAGCUUCAAAAGCUAAAAAUCAAAGCUCUCCACGAGGCAGGCAGAGAUGACAGUAGGUCUAAGCAGAAAAAAUGUCUUAGUUUCAACAGGACAGGAGCCUGCUUACAUGAUGAUGAGCCUGUGUGCUGAAUUGUUCUGGGAUACCAAGGGGAACAGGGGGGUGGAUUGUUCCUUUGACUCCUAAGAAUUUGGGAAGGAAGACAACUAAACAUGUUUCCAAUGUUCCACAUAUUCAAGUUGUGCUGUGUGGGUUUUUAGAGAAAUGUAUGUUUUGACAGUCAAGUCCAGAUGUUUUUAUUGUGUUCUAGCUGUUUGCUGUAGUCAAACAAAGGGUAGUAUUUUUAAGUAUUGUACCAAGCUCUAUACUUGAAUUCACCAUCAGGUCCUUGGUUGAUGUCCUACCUGAAAUCUGAUCUUACCUUCUUAUGCAAAACAAUAAAUUAUUGAUAUACCACU
This is a messenger RNA of Hirundo rustica (Barn swallow), 7022 nucleotides long. It is a transcript of the gene MPP7, whose product is annotated as MAGUK p55 scaffold protein 7. Gene Ontology annotation, biological process: protein localization to adherens junction. Gene Ontology annotation, cellular component: plasma membrane; cell-cell junction. Gene Ontology annotation, molecular function: protein binding. Lineage: Eukaryota; Metazoa; Chordata; Aves; Passeriformes; Hirundinidae. Bases 2294 to 4024 code for a protein of 576 amino acids. The record is from RefSeq and is a predicted model, not a curated record. The transcript has 20 exons.